AUGGACUCGACUCAAAAGGCUGCUAUGCUUGCUGAUGUCAAAGAGUUGUUAAACUUGAAGGACUUCAAGUCUGGCCUCCAAAAUCGUCUGACUGCAUGUCUCCUGUCACCCAACCUGACUGCAUAUAAGACAGAUGUGCUCCAAAACAUCUCAACCUUUAUUAAGGACAACAGCAGCAUCUUCAAGGUUCCUUCAUCACUAUUCGAGGAUGUAGAGCUCAGCGCAAUAUUCACAACAAUCAUUAGUGAUCUUCUUUCAUCAAUCUGA
Molecule: messenger RNA, 267 nt
Organism: Suillus subaureus
Lineage: Eukaryota; Fungi; Basidiomycota; Agaricomycetes; Boletales; Suillaceae
Exons: 3
Coding region: 1-267 (88 amino acids)
Source: RefSeq, a predicted model, not a curated record